Molecule: messenger RNA, 1634 nt
Organism: Ipomoea triloba (trilobed morning glory)
Lineage: Eukaryota; Viridiplantae; Streptophyta; Magnoliopsida; Solanales; Convolvulaceae
Exons: 10
Coding region: 735-1106 (123 amino acids)
Source: RefSeq, a predicted model, not a curated record
UAAUUAUCUUCGUUCUUCUCUUCGCUCUGUUUUCUCCCGACCUCUUCUCUCUUCUCUUUGUUUCUCACUCUUUUCUCCCGACGACGCCACCGUCCACAACCGCCAUCCGCCGCCGCUGCUGCCGCUACCAUCUUCGACCGCCCCAACCACAGCCGCUGUCGGUCCCAUCCGCCCCAGCCACAACCGCUGUCAGUGCCAUCCGCACCAGCCACAUCCGCGACCGCCUCAACCGCUGCCAGCCGCUGCCAGCCACCGCCGCUUACCGGUCACCGUCGCCACCAGCCCUUCCACCUACAUUAUGUGCCAUGCAUUUCCAGAGUUGUGGAAUAUAGAGAAAAGGUUUGGCUCAGUCAUAUUUGGGGCAAUUCAAUCUAAGAUACAGCUAAGAAGAGGAACCAAGGGCAAGUUGGUGCUUAGGAUAUACACGGUUCCACUUCCUAUUACAGUAAUUGUAAUAAUUUUUAUAAUUAGUGAGCGAAUUAGAUAUCAAUCAUAUCAUCAAGGAAAAAACUGAAAAAAGAGAAACCUGCCCUUACUGGUAGCACUUGGAGAAGUAAUGCUUUUUAGUUUUGAUUUUGAUAUCUGCAAUUGCGUCUUAGUCUUGCUUUUGUUCUCUAACUCCAUGUUUUGCAGACACUUACAGAUGCAUUGUUGCCAGUUUCAUUUGCAUGAUUGAUAAUGGCAUCGGUCAGUUUUGAUCUGUGGUGUUUUUUUUAUGACAGUCUGAUUAGAUAAUGUUUGAUUCUCUAAGGACACUUCAAUUGAUGGAUUUGUCUGUGGAGACACUCAAGGCAAACAAUAUGGCUCUUAUGGCUCUCAAUUAUCUUGUUCUCUUCUGCACUAUCUUCCAGAUCAUUCAAUAUGUGGAAUUAUAUGCAAGUAUAGAUGCCUUAACUAUGCAAGUUUUUCUCUUAAGUUGCCAAGACGAAGCAUGGUUCGAUACAACCAGCAUUUUUGAAUCUGACUCAGAUGGUGAUGAUGAUGAUGACUUCAGCAGUGUUCAUGGUGGGACGGUUAAGAGUCCCACUGAAACCAAGGAGAGAAAACGAGAGAGAGACAACAGGUCAGAUGCGCAGGACCCAAGUUAUCAUAUUAGUUUUGAGUAAAAGCAAAACAGGUUGAGUGGAUGAUAUUCAAGGUCUUGAUAAACUGCAGUAUCUGGUACAAGCCAGCAGCAUUAUCAAAUCCUGAGUCAUUUGCUCACAUCAACCGAAUUCGCUGAAUAUUAUAACACUGUGCCUGGUGGUAGAAUCAGAUACAGAUGAUGAUAUGGCUUUACAGUCUCAGAGAGGCAUCCUCAUCAGUACAAAAUGCUCAACCCAAACAGCAACCCCAAGGUUCCAUAACGGAAGUGCAGUGGGCAAUUGAGAAUUUUACUUCCUCUUUUAACCGCAUCUCCAUGCGGAGCGACAUUGUCUAGUAUGUUUGAUGUGUUAAAGAUCGAAACGGUUCACAACACUUAAUUAUAAUAGCAACUUGGGCUGAGAAUAUUUCUAGUGUAAGCUCUCUAUCUGUACGCUCCUAUGCUACAUAUUUCAUAGCAUAUUUCUAUAUGAGAUGGGAUGAUGUACAAUGAAAAUGGAUUGCCUAUUUAUAGCAAAUUCAAGUGAAUAUUAGCCUUAGAUUUGUGUCUA